UACUGUAAAUCAGUUGUUUAGACAUCUUGUAGCCUAUUCUUACUUCAGUUUGCGUUACAUCCCCAUUUUGAUAUCUACGGGACCGUUUGGCAGCAGUGCGCUGCGCGUUUUUGGUCUUUUUUUGGGCACUUCCUGCUUUUUAAACUCGAGCUGCGGCGUGCAUGUCCCGUGAACUCAGCCCGGGUUAACAGGCUGGGCUGCUGCUGUGUCGCAGCAGUGUGUUUGCAGGCUAUGUGUUUAGGAUUAAAGCUUCUGUUGCGGUUGGGAAUACGAUAUCGUACAGGCUAUUAUCACCGGCCCUAAUCGUGUGAGGAGCAUGGAAAUGAGGCGUAGCGUCGCGCUUUAACUGUGCCAGAGGAAAGAAAGACGAACAGGAUUCAAACAGGUGUCCUGCUGUCUCCCAUCAGCCCGAGUCCGGAUGAGGAAGAGACAGAAAAUCUGACAAAGAGCAAAGCAAGAACGGAAGGCGGAGAUGUGAAUAUGAAUGCGAAUAUCUCCCAAUAAUUAACCAAGCGCUGACAAUGGGCAGAUCAUUCCGCUAAUUUCAGGACGUGUCGUUUCUUUUUGUAAACCGUGCGCUCCUUCGGCUCAACAGUGAUGGAGACCCGGCAGCCAAACCAGGAGAAACCCGUCUUUUAAUAUCUUGGUUUAAGAAAAAUAAGAAAGAAAUAAAAUAAAUAAGGCUAAGAUAUAGAUAUCCGCAUCAGCUUUCGUGUUUCUCUCUCGGAGGAGGAAGAGGAGGUGAUAGAAAAGGGGAGGCGGUGACCGACAUCCCCCACGGGACAGGCCGACCGACCCACGCUUCUAACAGGUGUGUCUGAGGAGGGCAAAUCGCUCCAAAUCUGCACCGUCCGUCCGGCCCGUGUGCCUCACGGUCCCUUCUUCUGCGGCACUGUUCCUGGCGAAAUUACAUCCCAACGAGGGAGGGGGCCGGUGGUUUGGAGUUACAUUUGUUCGCUUCGGCAUCCCAAGUGAGCGCUGAUCCCCCCCCCCCCCCCCCACACUCUUUCGGUCUCCUCGCAGCUAUCCAUUGGUGCGUAAUAGACGCGAGGAGGAAGGAGGUUGGACCCAAACGGCUAAUUUUGAGACGUUAAUUAAAAAAGAAACGAGGUUCGUGUUCUUUCUUUGGUGAGUGGAGACAUUUUAAAGGGUUGAACUGAUCGUUUCAGAGGUUAAGGGGAAAUGUGAAGAUUUUUUUUUCUCCCCCAACACACACACACACCAGAUUUGUUGGUUUGAACGGAUUUCGACCCCUUGUGAAAAAGGCAGAGAGCCGCCGUUGCUCCUGUGGUUUCGGCUACGGUUGCUAGUCCAACCGAACCCGAGCCUGACGAUUCUUAGCGGACAACAAAGUGGGUCUUUUGAAGGGACUCUCUCUCUCUCUCUUCUUAAAACAAAGUGUACCUCGUUUUUCAUCAUGACAACGAGAAAAGUCAACACUGUGGAGGACACGGUGACAACCUCCACCACCACCACCACCACCACCAACCACCAGAACCAGCCGAGGAGCCGGAGUCCCAGCAGCGGGGCGGGCGGAGGGGCGGAGAUGUUCGGAGAAUUUCAGGACUGGUGUCUGCGGACGUACGGGGACUCCGGCAAGACCAAGACCGUGACCCGGCGUAAAUACAACAAAAUCCUCCAGACCCUGCUCCAGGGGGACGAGGAGAACAGCAACGGGGUGUUCCUGCAUGAGAAAGGCAACAACCACAUCAACGCCAAAUUUAAAUUCUGGGUCAAGUCCAAGGGCUUCCAGGUCGGGACGCUGCAGGACGCCAAGAACGGGUCAUCGGACAGACCAGUGCUGUAUGUCCCCAUCAAGUCGACGUGCGUGGACAGCAUGUCAGGGGUCGACUCGUCCCUGAAGCGCGUGGCGGUGGUGGAGGAUUUCUUCGACAUCAUCUAUGCCAUGCACGUGGAGAUCAGCGCCGAUCCCGGCAAAGCCCCGAAACACGCCGGCCAGAAGAAGACCUACAAAGCUAUAGCGGAGACGUACGCCUUCCUGCCCAGAGAGGCGGUGACUCGUUUCCUGAUGAGCUGUGGAGAGUGUCAGAAGAGGAUGCACAUCAGCACCACAGGACAGGACUGCAAAGAGAACGACAGAUUGAGCUCCCUGGUGUUGGAAGUGAUAGACUACAACAUGCCUCUCACCACCACCUACAUGAAACAGAUGAAGCUGCAGUGCAUGAGCAACAACAAGGAUGACAGUUCACUGAGCAGCGAGGAGGAGGCAGAGAUGAGCGAGCCCACGUGGCUAGCAGCUGAUCUGGGAGCAGCGUCUGACCUGAGCCCGCCGAGCCGAGGAGAGAGGAUGCGACACAGUCCCCAGAACACACACAGAAAGGAGGACGACGAGGAUUCAUCCUCAGAGAGUGGCAGUGGAAACGGCCUUCCUGCUUUGACCCCUCCUUCCUCCGCUGUAACGGAUGGCGCUAUAGUCAGGGAAACCGAUGUCAUCAAUGGCAACGGUGGCCCCGCCCCACUGGAUUUCAGCACGCCUACUUCCUCCUCCUCAUCGUCCGAGGACCAGCAGCCGAUGAACCUGAGUGACCCGCCUCCUCAGCGCCUGCCCCUGUCCACCUCACACCUGCCUGUCACUGUGUCGGCAGCGGCGGCUGCGCUGCUCGGCGCUCUGCAUCCCAACGCGCCCGAAGAGCUCCGCAGGAAGUACCCGCUGGCUGCCAAACCUUCCCUGGCCCCGCACCCAGCCCUGCCUCUGCCACACGCACACACCCUUCACGCACAUAAUGCACACACUCCCAACACACACUCCCAGUCCCACAUACACACCGCAGAGCUGAGACUGGACAGAGAUGGCAGAGACUACGGGGGCAAGUCCCCUCAGUACAGUUCGGGUGGCAGCUAUGACAGUGUGAAGAUGGACUUGAGUGCAGAGGACCUGACCAUGGGGCGUCAUGGCAGCCAGGUCGCGCCAGACGAUGACGAUGAUGACCAUGACGACCACGACGACAACGACAAGAUCAACGACACGGAGGGAGUCGAUCCCGAGAGACUAAAGGCCUUCAAUAUGUUUGUGCGUCUGUUUGUGGACGAGAACUUGGAUCGGAUGGUGCCUAUCUCCAAACAGCCCAAGGAGAAGAUCCAGGCGAUCAUCGAGUCCUGCAGCAGACAGUUCCCAGAAUUCCAGGAACGCGCCCGCAAGCGCAUCCGCACCUACCUCAAAUCCUGCCGACGCAUGAAGAAGAACGGCAUGGAGACCCGUCCUACUCCACCUCACCUCACCUCAGCUAUGGCUGAGAACAUCCUGGCGGCCGCCUGCGAGAGCGAAUCACGCAACGCCGCUAAGAGGAUGCGCCUUGAAACCUAUCACGAUGAGCAGAUCUCUGUGGACAAGCCGUCCGGCGGUGGAGGGGGCCUGAGGGAGCCGGCGUCCCUCGCUCACUCCGCUUACUCCCUGGCCGCAUCAGCCUUCUCCUCGCAGGACACCCAGCUCUACAUCAACGGAGCCGGCCUCAGCUACGGUUAUCGUGGAUAUCCGGGCCUGAGCGCUGCCAUGCAACACCCUGUUUCGCUGACAACCGGCGCUGCUGCUCAGAGCAACGGCCCCACAGACCUCAGCAUGAAAUCUCUCUCCUCUGCCAACAUCAGUAACUCCUCCUCUUCUGCCUCCACCAACAACAGCCUGGGUGGGCGGGGCAGCGGGGGUGCAGGAGGGGGCGGGGCUUCGACCCAGCUCAGCCAACCGGAGAUCACGGCCGUGCGUCAGCUGAUAGCCGGCUACCGGGAGUCGGCCGCCUUCCUGCUUCGCUCGGCAGACGAGUUGGAGAACCUCAUCCUGCAGCAGAACUGAUUUUGGGGAAGAACACGCGCACACACAUUUCCCAUUAUGUUUGUUUUUGUUUGUCCGUCUGCGUCACCUGUUUCUCCUUAUCGAUCGUUAAACACCAGACCUUUUGUUUUUGGUCUUCCCUCCUUAAAUCGGGGGUUUGUUGGUUUCUCCUCAUCUGCCUUCUCUUCGGAAACUUUGGCCACUUUUUGUUUUUGGAGAAAAAGUGGGAAACUAGGACAGCAGGCGAGGGAUACUAAUCCCACCCCACCAUCCCCCCAAAAAGGAGCUAAUUAUUUGGACUCUGGAGGAAUCUCUUCCUCUCCUCUCUGGAAGCACUUCACAAUCAGCACUGCACUCUGAGCGAAGGAGUGUGGAGGACAGGAAGAGAGGAGAGGGAGAAAAGGGGAGCAGAGUAGCCUGGAAGAAGAGUGAAGAAGACUGCAAGAGUUGUUGAUUCUGCUGCUGUGGUUUCAGAAAAAAAAGACUUGUGAAGGUGAAGUUUAUGAACAUGGGGAGUUUGGAUUGCCCAACGCCGUGUUAUGAUCAUAACACUUUAAAAAAAUAAAUAAAUGAUGACUCCCUGAAUAAGUACUACUGAAACUGUUAAAUGACAAGUGCUUUUGAUUUGAUUUAAGAUUUAAUUAGCUCCUUUUUUGGGAGUCCAGUGCGUAUUUUUUUGUCUUUUUUUUUUUUUUUUCUUUUAAAAUUCCUCCCAAGUGACUGAUAAAGCGGUUUGAAUUAUCUUAAAAGAUAGCACUAAAUACGGGAAAGACUUUGAGUCCGGAGGGGCUAAAGGCUGGAAACUGGAAAAGAAAAAGAGAAAACUUUGGUUUAAAAAAAAGAGAGAAACUUUUUUUGUGCUCGCUUGUAUAUAAGCUCUCUGUGUCCUAUAGCACUUUUCCCUAACCUGAAACCUCACCCUGACACCCCCCACCCCCCAUCCUCCUCACCCCUUUUACCCAGGGAGCAACUUGCUACUUAUGCAUCCAAGACGCCAUGUUGACCACCAGGAAAUACCUCAGAUCAGACCUGCCAAUUCUAUUUUCAGUUCACAGACACACACAUAUACAAACACACACUCUGCAAGUGAAUGGUAUCAUUCCAACCAGAAGCCAGUUUACUUCUGUUUUACCACCUGAUGUCUUCAAAGGUUUAUUUUGGAGAGAGGAAAAUCAAAACUAUAUUGCGUAAAAGACCUGUAAUGUCGAAACGAUGAAGCAUUUCAAGAACUGAUGAUGUAAACUUUUCUUUCAUGUGUGCAGGUUCAUGUGUGUGCUGCUGUAUAUAAUCAGUUCAUCUUGAAAACUUGAGAAGAAUCAGUUUUGAAGUUUGAAGUUGACCUGAGUGUCGGACUUUCUCCUGAAAGGGGAGGGAGGGUGAGUGUGUGUGUGUGUGUGUGUGUGUGCGCGGAGGGGAGUGGUUUUCUUAAAAGGAAAACGGGGUUAAAUAUUGAUCACUGGUGGAAUUUUACCUCCCGCUUCGACUUUUUACAAACGCCAACGAAACCUCAGCAUCGUUUUGUUUAACAACCCUCCCCUCCUUCCCUCCCUCCGUCCCUCUCUUAUUCUUCUACUUCUUUGUCUCCCCAUUGGACCUACUCUCCACCUCUUCUUCGUGGACCUAAAUAUCCUCCUCUUCCUCCUUCCCUCCCUGGUCCGGUCCAGGUUUCAGAGGAAGAGGAGGACUGCUCUGUCUUACUGUGUUUGUCUGUUAAACUCUGAUAUGGCCAUUAUUAUUGUUGUUAUUAUUAUUACUAUGAUUAUAAUGAUGAACAUUCAUGUUGCUGCUGCUAUAUAAAAACCGGACCUUCUGCCAUAGACCUGAAACCUCAACAAAGCCGGGGCGUUCGCUAGCCGCUGUGCCCCGUGAAAACCUGACCGACCAACCAACCUCCGGCAACCUCGACUGCAACUCGACCACAACAAAGCAAAAACAAUCCGGAGACCCACAGGAGAACUUAGUGCAAACCCUCCUACCUUCAUCCACUCAUGUGUCUCUUCUCUCUCUGGCUGGUUGGUUGGUGUCUUUGUUUUUUGCUUCAUAGGGCUUGAUUCAUGUUGUGUUUUGUGACUUUCUAACUGUGAAUGCUUUUAAUCUCGUUUCUUUUCAUUUCUUCCCAUUUUUUCAUCCUCUGGAGGGCGCAGGGAGGGACGUGUUAGUUAAGUCUUGCAGCUUCACCACAGUAAGUCUAUAUCAGGCCAACAAGUACACACCUUAGAGAAUAGAGAGGAUGGAAAGAAAAGAGAUGGCUCUAAAGGAAAACCUAUUUUUAAAAAAAAGUAUAUCCUCCAUCUUAUAUUCUUAUAUUAUACCAUAUGACGGUAGUUUUUGUUCUCAUGCACAGCAAAUAUAUACUUUACUGGAUACCUCUGGUGUACCUGUUGUCUUAUCCAGAGCCAAGCCACAGCCUCUUUGUUAAAGACAUUUUGGGAAAUACGCUUUCUGUACGUUCCAUAUAAAGCUAGAAGCUGGUUAGAAUAGCUUAGCAUAAAGACUGGAAACAGAAGGAAAGCCUGGCCCUCCCCCCAAAAAUUUAAAAUCUGUUUAUCACUGAAGACUCCAGGAAGUUACGGCUCCCUGUCAAGAAAUAGUCACACAUAGCACAUAACCCCAGUAAAACCAUGACUUGAUUUUUUUUUCUACCUGUGGACAGAGCUAGGCUAGCUGUUUCCCUCUGGUUCCAGACUUUAUGCUAAGAUAAGUUACCUGGCUCCAGCAUUAUCUUUACUGUACAGACAUGAAAGUGAGAUUCCUUCUCAACAACCUCUGUGCAAGAAAACAAAGAAGUGUAUUUCUCAAAGUGUCAAACUAUUUCUUUAUGUUGUUGCGACACUGGUACUUUUUCUUUUUAUCACCACUACUUAGUUUUGUCUCAUUGUACAGUUGCUUAAAAAAGUCUUGGAGUUGUUUAUUGCUGGGAUUAGUUUGUUAAAUCAGCAUUUUUUGAAGCACAUUAUUCCUGGAUUAUUUCACCGUAGUACAGAAGAGGUUAGAAAAUGAACAAAAAGACAAACGUGACUUAUUAUCUCCUCUCAAGGCAUUGCUCUGUGUACUGUGCUUCUACUGUCGUUUCUGUUCAGUUCAACUGUUUUGGCACCGUGAUUUGCUCCCUUUUUGCACACUGAGCGAAGCAACAGUCAUCUGUGAUUUGGAGGCUCUCUGUGUGUGUGCAUGUUUCCCAUGAGAGGACCCCCCCUCCCCCAACUUGCACUGCUGAAGUUACACGAGAGCGGAGGAAGUGAUGUGGUGGGGUGUUUUUUGCAAUGCAGUUGAUAAUCAUGGCAUCCACUGGUCUAUGUUGGUGACUGGCUGCAAACAUGACGGCCAGAUGGUGAAAUUUGUAUCAUACUCACUGGAUGACAAGUGCUAUCGGGCUAAAAAGCAGAGGGACACGUGAAAGCCAUUCCUUCAAGAGGUGUGGACGCCAUUCCCACCUCGUAUCCAUUAAUACAAAAAUCUCCAUCCAGACUUUCACCGAUUUACAUUUGUGUGCAAUGUCAGAACCACCGCUCAUUCAUGUUCCAAUUAGUUUGAAAUGUUGAAAAUGUAAAUUAUUUAAUUUAUGGUAGAUUAGAUGUAGAAUAGUAAACUUUUUUGUUGUUGUUUUUGUUCUUUUUCACGAAACGGGAAGCUCUGUUUAAUGUGUGCUGAUCGCUGAAUGACACGAAAGAAUUAUGCAAAAAAAAAAAAAAAGUUACCCAAGUAGAAGAAAAGGAGGAGAGAAGGAAGGGAGGAUGACAUUAUAAGAGUGAGACAUGUUGGGGGACAACCCUGUGUGCUCGUGGUGUUUUCACUACGAUUAAAUUUAGUACAAUCAAUUUUUCCUCAAAUUUCUCUCUAUUUUAGUGUCUUUAUUAAUAUUUCUAUUAAAUACUGGAGGGCAGAUUAAACUUCACUUUCUUAGAGUGUAUUAAUUGCCUUUAUACCAACAUGAGACUCUGUUGAUGACACCAGCAUCCCGUCCUUCUGCCCUCCUGUUUGAUCCUCACUGUGCUCUCAGAUGCUGCCAGUGUUUUGGUUGAGUCCGCCUGGUUUUGAUUGUCGGGGACAUUCGGCACCUUUCUUGCCCCAGACUUACUCGAUCCAAGAAAGAACUAUUUAAGUUGUUUUUUUUAUUUUUGCUGAUCCACACUCUGCCCUGUCUGAGGGACCUGAGUCACACACAGCGAAACACCCAGUUAAUAUAGAUUUUUGAGAUGGAGGUUUCCUGCUGAACACAGCUGCACAAAAAUGCAUAAUUUCCUCCUCAUUUUGAAACAGUAAUGUAUCCCAGAGUGAGCCUCUGAAAACUCAGCCAGCAGUGCGGGUGCUGUGUCUGUUAGAGCAGGUGAUGAUGUGAUCCUGGUUCCUCAGAUUGAAGCAGGACAGAGUGGAUUCCAGUUUUUAAUCCCAAGAUCCUGACUCAGACGGAUUCAUUCUCAACUAAGCAGACAGGGUGGACGUUUAUUUCACCUCUGACUGUCAAACCUUGCCGCCGCCGCCGCUGCUGCCAUUCUGAAAACCUUGACCCUCCAAAACAACCAUACAGUUUAUAAUAAGUUACAGUAUAUAAUGAGUUCCUGCCUUCAGGAAGGAAUCAAAUUGAAGGAUCACAACAAAAAGAAAAGAUUAGUGCCACAGCUAGAGAUUUAUAAUAAUGCAACAGCAACAUUUAACACAGCUUAGCCCUUGAAGUCGAGAGACUUUAUUGUGGACUGUGUUUCUUGGAGCCUAAAAUUAGACUAAAAGCUGGGGAAUUUCCUCAUACUUGCUCCACUAAUGAGAUCUGAUCAGUGGAAAAGAGUAGUUUUAUUCACUUGCUUCCCCUGGCUUGAAUAUUAGGAACAGUGAAGAGGCCUCUUACUGCAGUCCAUCCCCCUCUUCCUCCUCCUCCUCAUGAGUUUUCUGUCAGCUAAAAACUCCUCCAAGACAAACUGCUUCUUUGAAACAACAUCUGGGAUUUCUUUCUUGGAAUAAGUCAUCUUACCAAACACGACCACUGAGAUCGUCCCAAAACUACGGAAAUAAUUCUUAGUCAGGCUGUAGCAAAAUUUUAAAAUAUUUGAAGUGAUAAUCAAGUAGUCUUCUCAGAAGAGCCAGGUGGCUGGCAUUUAGGACUUUUAUCUCAUUGGUUCCUAAGUGUUAAAGUUCUCUGUCAACCUCAGAAUAGACAGUCUCAAGGUUUUCUGCAAGUGUUUCCGAGCCCAGGUGAAUUUACAUCAAAGUCAGACAGCUGCAGAACAGCACCACAAAAAAUAAAAAUAAAAACACCAACAGCUGUAUAAAAAAGGCAAAUGACAAUCUUUAGAAAGGUGUAAUUUGCUCACUGUUUGAUUUCCAUUCCUUCUGUCUGUUGUAUACAGUGGGACCGACUGGGAGAGUGUAAUCAGAGCGCUCAUACUCCAAAACUCCUCCUGUUGUUAACGUCUCCACUGGCUGAGCAAGCGGCCGACACGUUUGUCUCAUUUCUAUUUUUUAGUAUUACAUUAUUAUUAUUGUUAUUAUUAUCAAUGUUCUGAUUCUUUCUUAAUAUUAUUUUAUAGAUAUAUUUUGUAGUGCAAGUAAAGUGGGUCUUUUUGGGGAAAAGAUAUUUUGUACAAUAUUCCAACAGCUUCACUCUGAAACCUAUACUGUACAUUCCAAACAUGGAUGUCAACGAACACCGGGAUCCUGACCGGCGUCACCAGAAUCUUUUAGCAUUUCAUUAACAGCUUCAAAAUCAAACAGGCUUGUGAUAAGAUAAGAGGAAUUCAAGCUACGUGUUGACCUUUACAGUCCGGUAACUGCACGCCUCUGUGAGUGUAAUCCCUUAUGGUUUAUACACGAGACGUGUGUCCUCUUCUCUUUUUAAAGGUUAUGUUUACACACCAUAGACACAGACAUGGUGCCAACAUUAUCAUCCAGCUUUUAUAUAAUGUAAAAAAAAUAAAUUAAAAAAGGAUUCAGUCUUUUGAGGCUUGAGGAAGAGCUCUGAGAAAAGAUCACAGCGUCUUGCUGACCUCUCAGACUUUACAGAGGAACAGACACGGUUGCUAGACCAGAGCAAAUAAAACAUUUCUUAUUAUAAUUUAGUGCUAUAAGUAAAAAGGAAAAAAAAGGUCUGACUACCUUGAAAUCAAGUUGUUUUUACUCAAAAUUACCUCCAAAAUCAAACACUUUCUGUGGAUUUUUGACCACAAAGACGUCAAGUUUGUUAAAAGAGAAUAUUUUCUGUCACAAACUACUAUGUGGAGGGCAGUGACUGCAACCCCCAAGAAAUGUUGACCUCACUGUAAAAAAAAAAUAAUAAUUUAUCCCCUUUAUCUUUAUUUAUUUAAAGCUUAGUUUUAUUUUCUUAAAUUGAUUUGCCCUACAUGAUGCCGUUAUUUACAUUUCCUAUAAUAUACUUUUGGUGAAACCCUAACCCUUGAUUGAUUUAAAUUUAAUUAAACUUGCAGAUUUAAAGAUGUUGACUGUGAUUAAAACAUUGAACCCACUCUCAUGUCUCUUAGCUUAGCAUAAAGACUGGAAACAGAGGAAACAGCUUGCCUGGCUCUGUCCAAAGGUAACAAAAUCUGCCUACCAGCACCUCAAAGCUCUUACAUUAACACAUUUCUGUGAGCUUUAGAUGUACUAGCAGAUUUUGUUAUUAUUGGACAAAGCGGCUGUUUCCCUAUUUCCAGUCUUUAUGCUAAGCUAAGAUAAGCUGCUGGCUGUAAUUACAUACAAAAAGACCUAAACGCAAGGGAAGCAAAUAAGCAUUUUAAAUACCCUUAAAUUUCCACAAAUAGAGGAUAGGUGUGCGUUAGCUGCAGCGCUGACUGAGAGUACAGGAAUUAGUCAUCUUGACUCUUUAAAACCAUCAGAGGCAUCAGAAACUGCCUCAGUGAAGCUUUUAGAUUCAAACCUGAAACCAUCAGAUGAGCUGUGAUGCCGGUCGGGUCCCUGCGAUUGAUCACACACUUCUUGAACCAGUCUGGUCAGAUGUAUAGCUCAACACACACAUAUUAAAAAAAUAAUUAAAUGAGAAAAAGUACUGGACCUUUUUUAUUUUUCUAUCAGUGUACAGCUACUGACAGAGUGAAUAAAUGGCUUCCUGAGCUGUGUUGUCUUACUGUUUUUUAUUUCUGUUCCUUUUCGGUGGUGCUUUAGAUUUUUCUCCUCUCUUUCUGUCUUCACCUGACUUUGUACCGGGCCCUUUGAUUGUCUUGAUUUCCUCCGCCGGGGCUUUGUACCUACAGUAAUACCAAUGUGAAACCUGUAUUCUCCUCAUGAUUUGACUCAGUGGAAGUGUGAUGUUUACAUGUACAGAUAUUUUGCGAUUCUUUCUGGUUUUUUAUUUUAUUGUUUUGUUUUCUGUUUCCUCUCAUCUCUCUAUCCUUCUCCCUCCCCCGACUCUCUUUUUCCCCAUCUCAUCCCUGUUGUGAGUUAAUCUGACUCCUUCCUUACACACUGAAGGGAAAUGGGACUGCAUCUAAAUACAAUUAUCACCAUUUUCACACACAAGCCUAUCACAUGAGGGGGCGUGCUGACAAUUUCAGUUUGUCACUUUUCUUCACCACACACCUGCUUAGAUUUAUUUUAUUUUUUUUAGCACUGCAUCCCUUUUAAAAAUGCCUUGUUAGCAUUCAGUUAGCAUUCGCCUUUGAUGUGCAAAGGUGCACGUACGUUGCAUUGAGCAAUGCUAACAGCUAGUUUGUGAUUAUCGGUUCACUGUGGAGAAAACAUUUAUUUUGUGCAUGGUGAAGAAAUGUCACAUGGCUGAAAUUGAAAAGUGAGGCGUCCCCGGACGAAACCGAUUGUUUUGGGGGUGGGUGGGGGGAGGGGUCGAGCUGCGUGUUUGUUUGCCUGUAGUGGGGGCUGACCUUUGACCUCUCGGCUAACUCCACAGCACACAGAAUCACAGUGGGGCCACAAUGACCCCUCCACUGGUGUGACCAGAAUCCGGUGGAGAUGAUUCCUCAGUGAAUGAAAAGCCAUUACAGACCCUGUGUGUCGGGUCUCUUAGUCUAUUAGUAUAUUUAGCAAAACUUUAAACUGCAGAUGACAAAACUCAACCUCAGGAAGAAAAAAAAAAAAGGACAUCACUUUUGUAAAAACACGUCUAACUGAAGGCCCAUUUCCCUCUCUCUUUGAUACCAUAUAAAUUAUAUCAAAAAUUCUUUUAUAUUUAUUGUGUUUAUUAUUAUAUAUAACAGUGGAUACCUUUUUUCCAGUACCUGUGGCUAAAUAUUUUGAUUCUUUAGAAAAGUGUUGAUAAUAUGUGUGAAGCAACGUAAACGAUCGAGGAAAAAAAAAGAAAUCUAGGGUUAUUUUUUUUUGUUUGUUUGUUGACCACGUUGGAGUGGUACGGGCGUGUUUGUUUAGCCUAACAACGAGAACAUAUCACUCUGGUCUAUGACAAAGAAACCAAUGAUCGAAAAACUGAGCUUUCUUUUGUGUGAUGUCACUGCUAAAACUGAAAUGUUUCUGGACUUUAAAAAAAAUUGUGACCAUUUAGUUUUGUUUUUUUGUUUUCUCCCAAGAUGUACGUCACAAAGCUAAAUAUACUAAUAAAACUGUGUGCUAUCUAUCAUACAGA
Molecule: messenger RNA, 12326 nt
Organism: Micropterus salmoides (largemouth bass)
Lineage: Eukaryota; Metazoa; Chordata; Actinopteri; Centrarchiformes; Centrarchidae
Product: nucleolar protein 4-like
Exons: 11
Coding region: 1418-3808 (796 amino acids)
Source: RefSeq, a predicted model, not a curated record